Molecule: messenger RNA, 1749 nt
Organism: Cynara cardunculus var. scolymus (artichoke)
Lineage: Eukaryota; Viridiplantae; Streptophyta; Magnoliopsida; Asterales; Asteraceae
Exons: 2
Coding region: 112-1677 (521 amino acids)
Source: RefSeq, a predicted model, not a curated record
ACCUCCAAGUUAUCCGAAUUUCAGUCACUCGUUUACCCUAUUUAUAUAACCUCAUCACCCUUCAUAGUUUACACUUCUAACCCUCAUCUUCACCCUAAACCCUUCAUCAAAAUGGACCUAUGGUCAUGGAUCUCAGACCUACCUUACUCCGACGACUGGUCAUCGGCCGAUUCUAGCUCUGAACUCACCUUCCAUUUGGCGAGUUCAACACCCGACCGACUCAGCAAAACUGAUCAGACGACUGCGUACACCACUACUGAUGAUAAGUCUCUUCAGUUCAGAGCAAGAAGAAAGUUCACCUCCAACUCGGAUCUAUUGGCGAUCACCUUCUACGUUUCCUACCAAGAAAAGGCUCUCUGGGUUUCUGACACGUGUCAAGUGAACUCAGACAAGACCUUCUUGCCUCUUGUACUCCAACUCCUCCAGGAAACCAUUUCCCGUUCACCUACGGCGCAUGAUAGUAUCACCACCACAUGCCCGCGUUCCCAGCUCCAGAAGCUUAAACCCGACUCGGUUGCAUGGAUUCUCGACUCUCACUCACCGGAAUCCUUUUCAAGCUUUUUCAACCUCGUAUUCCUCGCGAGGCUGUUCUGGCUGUGUGCCUGCGACGCGCCGUCGGAGGUCGGUUCUCUUUAUUUCAAAUCCAUUUUGACUCCUAACAUCGAAGCGUUUUCGAGUACCCAAUCGCCGGUGUUGCGGGCUUUCUUUGUUUCCGCCGGCAUCGACGUGGAGCUCUGUAUCAUGCGCACGUUUGGGUACAUGUUAACAAAAUGGUUGAUGUUAAGAGAGGUGGGGGUAGGUUUACAGCUGCUAACGCCGUCUUAUAACCUCCGAUUCUCCUACGCGGGGGAGACGCAUGGGUUAUGGGUCUUGAAAGGGUACGCACCGUUGAUGGCAACGACGCGCUGCCAUUCCAACACGGUAAACAACGGGUAUCCAGUAUUUGAAGCGAAGGAGUCUGUGCUAAAAUACGCACUGGCCCACCAACAGAUUGAGGCCGUCAUUCAAUUGGAAUAUUCAGUGGAAUUCAAAGAAAGUUUCAUCCUCGUGAAUGCACGUGUCGACAAUAUACGGAUCCACGUGGCAAAACUAGGGUUCAGUAAGAAAGAAGAGAAUGGUUACAUGCAUGAGAAACAUUUCCCAAGUCGGGUCCGGGUUUGGAUCGGACCUGAAAUCGGGGCAAGUUAUGUAACCGGUUUGACGUUGGGCCGGUCUACUGAUAACAUUGAGAAAGAGACGGAAACACAAAAGAUAUUGAAGGGUAGUUUUGGGAAAACAAAAGUUCCGAAGAUGAAGACGAUGACCAGGACGACAACAAGGACAAAGGUGAGGACGUGGCGAUGGGACCAAGAUUCUGAUGGGCACAUGGCAAUAUUUGAUACGACGUUAUGUGACAACACAACAGGUGUUGAGAUUGCGACGUGGCAACCAUAUUCUGGAGAUGAGGGGGCAAAUAGGUCAUUUACUAAAUCCGGGAAUUGGGUAUUUGGUGAAGGGUUAGAAGGGGUAAAAUGGAGAUUGAACAAGGAAAUGGAAGGGAGUGUAUUGAAAUGGAGGAUUGGAGGUCAAAUUUGGUUAAGUUAUUUCCCAAAUCAGGUAAAGAGUUCAUAUUUUGAAACAAGGUGUGUAGAGUGGUGUGAUGAGGUAGAUUUGCCUUUAAUCCUUGAUGCAUAUUAAUUAACCUCAUUGUGUAUAUAGGAUAUGUGUUAUGUGCUUAAUUAUAUGAAUGGCGCAACAAACGUUGUAAAU